AUGAAUAUCCGUCUCAUCGGAUUCAGUGUAGUUGCGAGGUCACGACCACCGGGUGUCGCUAUAUUCACAAAGACACGAGGGAAUUGUAUUUUCUGUGUGACCAAUAGACGAGUUCAUGCAAAUCAGUUCUGAGGACACAAGCUUUACUACUGGAAACACAGAAGUCACCCGGCACACACGAUCUCUGCAUCCUUGCAAACACACAACAAGCCCGUCUCCGCUCUGGAUAUUGUGGGACACCAAGCCGCUCGGAUGUGCAAUAUGACUUUUGAAGAAAACAGUGGAGAUAAUUCUUCAGAAAGGAUGGAAUCGGUGGCUAAAGCAUUAGAGGAGGUGCUGAGCUCUGCAUUGCCUCAGGGUUGCAUCACUGUUGGAGUCUAUGAGGCAGCAAAGUCACUAAAUGCGGAUCCAGACAAUGUGGUGUUGUGUCUGCUGGCCACAGACGAUGAGGAGGAUGUGGCUCUGCAGAUUCAUUUCACCUUAAUCCAGGCAUUCUGCUGUGAGAAUGACAUCAACAUCCUGCGGGUGAGCAACAUGAGGCGUCUGGCAGAAAUCCUUGGUGGAGUGAAACCUGGAGGGGAGCCUAUGGACCUGCACUGUGUGCUAGUUACUAAUCCUCAGUCGUCACUGUGGAAGGACCCUGCACUGAGCAAAGUGAACAGAUUCUGCAGAGACAGCCGCUGUUUGGAUCAAUGGGUGCCUGUCAUCAACCUGCCCGACCGAUGAAUCAGUUUGGAAUAUUAAUGUAUUGUGUGCAUUGGGGGAAACGUAACUUCACAAGGCCUGUGUUAAUGUCUGUGUUGGAUUCCUUUGGAAAGUGCCCGAGAGACAGAGAAAGGAGGGGCAGAAAAAAAAAAAGAGCACAGGGAAGAGAAACGUUCCAACAAAUUUACCAGGUCAGGGUGAACGAGGGCCAACGAAGAGUGACUCAGCAGUCUUGGUUCCAUGAUUUCCAGGAUUGCCUUUCUCUGCCGAGAUAGACGCCUUUACAGGAAACUGAAUCAUGUGAGCGGACAAGCACACGUGGUGGGGAGCACAAGCGCAGGACUGGAGAAAAGCAGGAAGAGAGCCUCAGUUGACAAGACUCCAAGAGCUGGACCACAGUGGAGUGGACCAGUCAGGGCUCUCUGCUUGAAGAAUUCCUCAUGAAAAUUUGACCACAUCCAAGAAUUUCUUUUAACAGCACAUUUUUAUUUAAUAGUAUUUAAGACUUGUCACUUUGAUAACUCAAAAAGGAAAAAGUUUCACAAAUUGAUUGUUAUUAUUAUCUCAAGGGCAAUGCAAUGUUUGGACUUGUCCACUAACUGAUGUUUUUAUGUUAUUAAUUUAAGGAAUUAUAUUUAUUGUGCAUAGUUCAUGGAAUUUUGUUAAGUUGAAUGAAAUAAACAAACAAACAACAACAGUUC
Seriola aureovittata is the source of this 1406-nucleotide messenger RNA. RefSeq names its product growth arrest and DNA-damage-inducible, alpha, b (gene gadd45ab). Lineage: Eukaryota; Metazoa; Chordata; Actinopteri; Carangiformes; Carangidae. Gene Ontology annotation, biological process: regulation of cell cycle. Gene Ontology annotation, cellular component: nucleus; cytoplasm. The record is from RefSeq and is a predicted model, not a curated record.